AUGGCGCCUGAACGUGUUCAGAAGAGGAAGAAGGUGGCCAUGGUUGGCUCCGGUAUGAUUGGUGGAACUAUGGGAUACCUGUGCGCUCUCAGAGAGUUGGCUGACGUCGUCCUCUACGAUGUUGUCAAAGGCAUGCCCGAGGGCAAGGCGUUGGAUCUCAGCCACGUGACGUCCGUCGUGGACACGAACGUGUCGGUCCGUGCGGAACACUCGUACGAAGCCGCCCUCACCGGUGCGGACUGCGUUAUUGUCACCGCCGGUCUGACCAAGGUUCCGGGCAAACCCGACUCGGAGUGGAGCCGCAACGACCUCCUGCCGUUCAACUCCAAGAUCAUCCGCGAGAUCGGCCAGAACAUCAAGAAGUACUGCCCAAAGACCUUCAUCAUUGUGGUGACGAACCCUCUGGACUGCAUGGUCAAAGUCAUGCUGGAGGCCUCCGGCGUCCCCACGAACAUGAUCUGCGGUAUGGCUUGCAUGCUCGACUCCGGCCGCUUCCGCCGCUACGUCGCUGACGCCCUGUCGGUCUCUCCUCGCGACGUCCAGGCCACAGUCAUCGGCACGCACGGCGACUGCAUGGUCCCCCUGGUUCGUUACAUCACGGUCAACGGCUACCCCAUCCAGAAGUUUAUUCAGGACGGUAUCGUGACAGAGCAGCAGCUCAAGGAAAUCGCCGAACACACCAAGGUGUCCGGAGGAGAAAUCGUGCGCUUCCUCGGCCAGGGUUCCGCGUACUACGCCCCGGCGGCUUCCGCUGUUGCCAUGGCGACUUCCUUCUUGAAUGACGAGAAGAGAGUCAUCCCGUGCAGUGUGUACUGCAAGGGUGAAUAUGGACUGAAGGACAUGUUCAUUGGUCUCCCCGCUGUCAUCGGAGGCGCCGGCAUUGAGAGAGUCAUCGAGCUCGAGUUGAAUGAAGAGGAGAAGGAACAGUUCCAGAAAUCGGUUGACGACGUCGUCGCCCUCAACAAGGCUGUCGCCGAACUCCAGGCGUAA
Molecule: messenger RNA, 990 nt
Organism: Neospora caninum
Lineage: Eukaryota; Apicomplexa; Conoidasida; Eucoccidiorida; Sarcocystidae
Product: Malate dehydrogenase (NAD) (Precursor), related
Exons: 2
Coding region: 1-990 (329 amino acids)
Biological process (GO): carboxylic acid metabolic process
Molecular function (GO): oxidoreductase activity, acting on the CH-OH group of donors, NAD or NADP as acceptor
Source: RefSeq, a predicted model, not a curated record